GAGCUAACGAUCCGAGGAGCUCAUUCAGCUGCAGCCCCCAUAGAAACCAGGGUCCGGGCUCCGAGCGGCUUGUUCCCCACCCCCACCCCUCUCUGUGUACGGGGGAGACUCCUACUAAGUAGAUCCCGGGGCUGCUGGUGCCCAGUUCCGUGCACUAGAUCAUCGACCCGGAACGUGACGACAAUGGCGAGCCAUCUGGGACUGAUCCUGCUUUUCCAGAGAGCCUGCGCUCUGACAGCUUCAGUGGAGCGCCCCCUGGUGUCCCUGUCACACAAGGACUCCGGACCUGGCGGUACUGAGCUCACCUGCCUGGCCACUGGCUUCUUCCCCAGAGACAUCGUGUUGUCCUGGUGGAGAGACGGACAGGAGCUGCAGGAGGAUGUGGAGAGUGGGGGGGUGGUUCCCAAUGGAGACGGGAGCUUCCAGGUCAGGAAGAGUCUGAGAGUGAGAGCAGGAGAGGAGGACAAGUACCAGUACUCCUGCAGAGUGGAUCAUACCAGCCUGGAAGAGGAGAUCAUCAGGAUCUGGGAGCGGCCCGGCCGGUCUUCAGCCCUGAGCGCACUGGCCCUGCUGCCUCUGGCUCUGCUGGUCCCAGUCAUCGCACUGGGAGUCAUGCUGCUUCUCCAGCUGAUGAAGACAGUGCCGGAUUUCGCCACACCGGACGCCGGGCUCGGCUGA
Lepisosteus oculatus (spotted gar) is the source of this 678-nucleotide messenger RNA. The record is from RefSeq and is a predicted model, not a curated record. NCBI's taxonomy places the organism in Eukaryota, Metazoa, Chordata, Actinopteri, Semionotiformes, Lepisosteidae.